AUGAAAAAGAAAGGGAAAUACUUAAAGGUUUUCCUUCUAAAUUUUAAAAAUAGAAAAUUUAUUUUUUUUUUAGAAUUUUCUGAAUAUGAAAUUGAUUUAAAAGAUAUUCCAAACAAUAAUCAUUCAACAACACAAACACAGCAAUCACAACAACAUAUUCAUAUUGGACAUCGGAAAAGAAAUCCUUUAACUAAAAUAAAAUCAAAGUUGGACAAAGUUGAGACAACAAGGAGGAGGAAGCAACAAAAAUGGAAUGACAACCAAAAUGUAAAACUUUAAAUUUUUGAAAGGAUUCAAAAAAAUCUCAAAGGUUGAUAAACCUAUCUAUGCUUUAAGCUUAAUAAAAAAUGCAAACAUUUACAUAUAAAUUUUAUUUUACAACACCAUAUAAACAAACAAAAAAGGCAAUGCAAAUGGAAAAAAAAGGAAAUAAGUACAUACAAACACAACAAAAGAAUCGAAGGAACAAAAUAUCAAGUAUGGAAAUAUCUCAAUCUGUCUUCUUCGCAACAUCGAUUAUCCUC
Messenger RNA from Meloidogyne enterolobii, 524 nucleotides. The record is from the annotation of a GenBank genome assembly. Lineage: Eukaryota; Metazoa; Nematoda; Chromadorea; Rhabditida; Meloidogynidae.